AUGACGACGAUUCCCAACAUUCUCGUUUUGACAGUCUCCGUUCUGCUUCUGCUUUUCCACUUGUCAGUGGAAGCAAACGAGAAGGCAGGGGAAGGCGACCUGGCUCUGGAAGAUCUGCCGCUGGAUGAAGAUGCGCUUGAAGAUGAGGUGAUGCUGGGCUACUUGGCCCCACACCGCCUCUACCGUCGGGGAUUCUUGCACAGUGGGCGUCUGGGAAAACGCGGUUUCCUUCACUCGGAACGACUCGGAAAAAGGGGUUUGCUGCACUCUGGUCGACUCGGCAAAUAA
Messenger RNA from Mesocestoides corti, 288 nucleotides. Lineage: Eukaryota; Metazoa; Platyhelminthes; Cestoda; Cyclophyllidea; Mesocestoididae. The record is from the annotation of a GenBank genome assembly.